AUGAGUCUUUUGAGGUGUAAGCCAGCAAGCACUCUAAUAGAGGUGAAUGUGGAUCUGUGGCGUGAUAAUAAUCCUCUCCUAGAUGAUGCAGGUCAAUAUAGAAGAAUGAUUGGCAAGUUGAUCUAUCUUACUAUUACCUUUGCAGUGUUAGUACUGAGCAAAUUUAUGCAUAAACCUAGAGAGCUUCACUGGACUGCUGCUGUGAGGAUUUUAGCUUAUGUUAAAAGCUGUCCUGAAAAAAGAUUAUUAUAUAAGAAACAUGAACAUUUACACAUCUUUGUCUUUUCUGAUGCUGGGUAUGCGGGAGACAUAGGAGAUAGGAAGUCUACUUUUGGAUUUUGCACCUUUAUUGGAGGAAAUCUGGUUAUUUGGAGGAGCAAGAAACAAUCUCGAUCUAGUGCAGAGGCAGAAUACAGAGCUAUAGCUCAUACUGCAUGUGAGAUGAUAUGGUUGCAGAAGUUGUUGACAAAGCUUAGUUUUACUGGACCUAUGCCUAUGCAUUGUGAUAACCAGUCCGCUAUCUAUAUUGCAAAGAAUCCAGUAUUUCAUGAGAGAAUUAAGCACAUUGAAGUUGAUUGUAAUUUUGUUAGAGAUGUUUGGGGAAAAAAAGCGAUCUCUCUUUAG
This is a messenger RNA of Asparagus officinalis (garden asparagus), 624 nucleotides long. RefSeq lists its product as uncharacterized. The record is from RefSeq and is a predicted model, not a curated record. The transcript has a single exon. Lineage: Eukaryota; Viridiplantae; Streptophyta; Magnoliopsida; Asparagales; Asparagaceae. The coding region runs from base 1 to 624 and encodes 207 amino acids.